This is a messenger RNA of Closterium sp. NIES-67, 1350 nucleotides long. Lineage: Eukaryota; Viridiplantae; Streptophyta; Zygnematophyceae; Desmidiales; Closteriaceae. The record is from the annotation of a GenBank genome assembly.
UCCUUUUCCUCAAUUGAAUCUUCGUGCUCUGUAGUAGUUUCCCUCUGCACACCCAGAGCCGCCGUCCCUCUGUCGGCUGUCUGCUCAUACCCCAUCUCCUUUUUCCCUUUGAGAAAAGGUUAGACAUUCAGGAGGCAGAACAAUAAUCAGGAACUUUGAGAGUUUAGAGCUUAAGAUAGUGCUGAUUGUCAAGCACAGGGUGGCUAGGUUUAGCAGCAAGCUUGAGCUAGCACCUCGCACCUUCCCUCCCCUAAUCACCACCAUGGCGUCGAGAUUUUUGCCCCUCGGUCUAGUUCUCACCGUAUUCGUCCUCGCCGCUUUCCCUCGGGCCAACGGUGGUAGAUACGAAACGUGGGCGAAAGGAUUCACAGCCACGUAUUAUGGCGGACAGGGAGACGGCGGCUCGUGCGGGUACGGCACCGCGCAGCAAUCCGGCUUCGGCGUUUACACCGCGUCGGCGUCCGCGUCGCUUUACCAGUCCGGGCUGCUGUGCGGCGCGUGCCUACGCGUUAAGUGCGUCAACAGCCCGCUCUGCAAGCCCGGCGUGUCGCCGAUGGUUACCGUUAGUAAUGUCUGCCCGCCGCUGUCGUCGGGCGGAUGGUGCGACGGGAACAAGAUGAGUCUGUCGCUCGCGCCGACGACGUGGAACAUGAUUGCGACGAAUCCGAACAUCGGAGUUGUACCCGUUAUAGUGAAGCGGGUGCUGUGCCAGAGGAAGCGAGGAAUCGUGUUCAACGUGACGGGAAACCCUUACUACAUUGAAGCUCUGAUCAAGAACGUCGCGGGAUCGGGCGAUCUGCGCCGGGUCGAUCUGUCACUGAACCGCGGUCCGUUCCAGCCCAUGAUUCGAUCCUACGGGUCGGUCUGGACAUUUUCCGGGCAGAAGAUCACGGGCAAGUCGCUCUCGUUCCGCCUCUUUUCGCGCAAUGACAACGCGUCACUCGUCAUCUGGAACGCGCUGCCGCCCAACUGGGUCCAGGCCGUUAACUACAUCUCCAAGUCGAACUUCGGCUUCGCGUAAUAAUGACGGAGACGGGCCUAAAUCGCGGUCCGGGUGGGGGAGAAACGCGGCGAGAUUAUGACAGGGGGGGUGCCGUGAAACGCGGUGGUGGAAGCCAACUAGAGAGUUAGCGGAAUAAAUGAUGGUAGGGCUGGAUUAGGUGCGGAGUUUACUGAAAUGUGACGUGACGUACCUUUUAGCGGCUUGAAAUAAAGGCUUUUAGGUGUGUCCAAUGUAACUUGCUGCAUACCAAACCUUCUCGCCGUAUUUGGCGGUAGUGUUGUUUCCAUGGAUUAUUCAUGCCUUAGUGUAGCGUGCGGGUGGGAUUUCAUUUUAGUGCUUAGCAUAUC